AUGACCGGUGUGAUUGAUGCCGUUGAGUUUCGCUUGAUCCACCGGCCCUAUAACAGAACGACGGACCUAAUGACUAUGGCGGAUGGCGGUUAUGACCCAAUGGGGCACAUCCAGACGGGUCGUCCACAUGCCUACUACCUGUACCAGGCGGCCGCCAUCGCCCUGGAACAGCAACAGCAUCAGCAGCAGCAGCAGCAACAGCAGCAGCAGCAGCAGCAGCAACAUCCCAGCCACGCUCGAACGCGGCCUCCUUCGGACGAUGGACACGAGAACAACAACAACCUGCCGGCGGCCGCCAACAACAAUCUGUUCCGCUCGGAGCAGAAGAAACACAAGCGGAAACGGCUGUCGGCGGUGCUGGACAAGCUCCACAACGGCGGCACGGCGGUGGUGAACCACAACAACAACAACGUCGGCGAUCCGGUCUCGGUCCCGGUCGGGUUCUCCCUCAAGUGUGGCCUCGAUUCACGCUCCAGCGCCGAAGAUUCGGCUGCCGAGGACGUGGUCUUUCCGUACUCCGCCAGCCCACGUAUCAGCAUCAGUCCACUGCGGUUGAGCGAGGUGGACGAGAAUCGACCCUUGCCCCAGAAGCGACCAGUCUCGAAGCAGGACCAAACUCCGCAGCCGACAACGCUCCCGACGGCACUUCCGUCACCGUCGCAGCGCCUAGCGCUACAGCCGUCGCAGAUCAAGCAGGAGCAGCCGGACCAGCAGCACCUCUACAAACACCUGCAGUACUUUAACCCGCUCGCCCUGUUCAACUACCUGCCCGAACCGACGAAGCUCCUGUACCAGGAGUUUGCCCGCCAGCGAAGCCAUUCCGAUUCCGACCUUCAUCAGCCGCCACAGGGACCGCAGCAGCAGCAGCAGCAGCAACCGCCCCAACAGCCGACGAGGAAGAAGAAAAAAUCCAGCCAGGGCUCAGCGAAGGGCGCCCAGUCAGGGAAGGGCCGAGAAAGGAACGGCCUGGCCCAGGAGCAGCCACUUGACCUAUCGAUGAAGUCGUCCUGUAGCGGUGGCUCUGGGCGACUCGGGUCACCCUCGUCCUGUCUGCUGUCCGCCUCACCUGUGAUCAAGCUCGAGCCGAACAGUAGCCUGUCGGACAGUCCGCCACCUCCAGCCACAGGUGACGGAUCGCCUGCCCCACCAAAGUUGAUCGUGAAGCGUGAGGACUGCAGUGGAGACCGCCACCGGCAACCAGCUUCCUCACCGUACGCCGCCGGACACCUCAAUGGGCUCGGACAUCACCACGGCUUCAACCUGAACGUGUCGCCCGUCGUCGAGGAGAUGCCACCCGGCUCGGACGUGGCUUAUAUGUGUCCGGUGUGCGGGCAGCUCUUCUCACUCCAGGAUCGACUUGCGAAGCACAUGGCGUCACGGCACAAGAGUCGGACCGGGGCGACUGACAUCACCAAGUCGUACAUGUGCGAGGUCUGCCAGCGUUCGUUCGCCCGCUCGGAUAUGCUGACCCGCCACAUGCGACUCCACACCGGUGUCAAGCCGUACUCGUGCAAGGUCUGUGGCCAGAUCUUCUCCCGCUCCGAUCACCUGUCGACGCACCAGCGCACCCACACCGGCGAGAAGCCCUACAAGUGUCCGCAGUGUCCGUACGCAGCCUGCCGGCGUGACAUGAUCACCCGGCACAUGCGAACCCACACCCGCUACGAGUCCCAGCGGGGCGGAGGCGGUCCCGGCCUAGGUGGUGGCGCCAGUCCACUCCUGAUGGACCAGAAGCCGAUCAUGCUGCCCCUCGUCAGUCUGGGCUCUUCGGGGCGAAGCAUCAAGAAGGAGCUCGUCGGUGGCGGCGGAGGCGGUUUCGGUGCCACGAGCUUCGUCCUGGAGACCAAGACUGAGUCGUAA
Molecule: messenger RNA, 1860 nt
Organism: Anopheles bellator
Lineage: Eukaryota; Metazoa; Arthropoda; Insecta; Diptera; Culicidae
Gene: klu
Product: specificity protein transcription factor 3
Biological process (GO): regulation of transcription by RNA polymerase II
Molecular function (GO): RNA polymerase II cis-regulatory region sequence-specific DNA binding; DNA-binding transcription factor activity
Source: RefSeq, a predicted model, not a curated record